GAAUUUAGUAACUUAGGUUAAUCAGCAAGACUGAUUAUAUUAAUCAAGAGUCUAAGUCUCAUUUUCAGUUGACUGUGAAGCAUCAUUGCUGUAAGCUGACUUUCCCUGAUCCCUCCUUGAAAUGAAAGCGGGCGCGCUCCACUGUCGAUGUGCAAAAUGUUUUUCUCUCCCUGUGCGGAAGCGGGUGCGAAAGCGAGCAUCUGCCGUCUCGCUGCUUUCCCUGCCUGAAGAGCUUCUGGUGUUCGUCCUCCAGUGUCUCUCUGCCGAGGAUCUCCUCUCCGUCAGAGCUGUUCAUUCUCAUCUUUGUGACAUUAUCGAUACUAACGCGAGUAUCUGGGCACGAGUGAGUUUCAAAGACCGCUGGCCGGCUCCUGAUACCGUUUGGCUCUUUGAGAGGGCUGCGGAGAAAGGGAACUUUGAAGCUGCUGUGAAACUAGGAAUUGCAUAUUUGUACAAUGAAGGACCAUUACUCAGCGAGGAGGGUCGUGCUGAUCUGUGUGGCCGAAUGGCAUCUCGGUAUCUGAGCCUGUCCGAGAGCCUCAGGUCCCCGCAGGCAGAGCCCUUCAUCUGGCUGUUCAUCCGGCCGCCCUGGUCCGUGUCCGGCAGCUGCUGCAAGGCUGUAGUGUUUGAUCGACUCCAGGCAGAGUGUCAGACCAGCCCGGGACGAAAAGGGACGUUACUGUACUGCCUGGCCCGAGUCCUUCAGCUGUUUGACGAUGAGGAGAAGCGUGAUGAAGCGGAGCUCAUGCUGAAGGAGUCCUCCAGAUGCGGCAGUCUGCAGAGCUCCUACCUGCUGUGGGCAAUCAGCCGUGCCUCAUCGACGGCCGACCCCGGCAGGUAUCUGCAGUGCAUGCGCACACUCAGGGACUACGCUGCUAGAGGAUGCUGGGAAGCUCAGCUGGCGUUUGUGAAGUCGUGUGGAUCUGCUAACCCUUUGGGUCUGGAGCCGCGGGCCUGCAGUGAACUCGUGUCCCAGUUUUUCCAGACGGGACCCUCAGCCCUUCGGUACCAGCCACAUCUGCAGGGACAGGACAUCACCACCAAGAGGUAUAUUCUGGUGGACUGGUUGGUGGAAGUGACCACCACGAAGGACUUCUCCAGUCAGGUGCUUCACGUGACCAUUAGCUGUGUGGACCGAUAUCUGCACCUGCGCUCCGUGCCAAAGGCCCAGUUGCAGCUCCUGGGCAUCGCCUGCAUGGUCAUCUGCACCCGAUUCAUCAGCAAGGAGAUCCUGACCAUCCGUGAGGCGGUUUGGCUCACAGAUAAUACCUAUCAGUAUGAAGACCUGGUGCACAUGAUGGGCGAGGUUAUCUCUGUGCUGGACGGAAAGAUUCGGACCCCUACAGUGUUGGAUUAUGGGGAGGUGCUGCUGUCGUUGCUGCCGGUGGAGCGUCGAACUGCUCACCUCUUCAGCUACAUCUGUGAGCUGUCUCUGCUCUGCUCACCCGCCACUGUUCCCGGACCAGCCCGACUCGCCAGCGCCAUCCUGCUGCUCACCAGAGCGCUGCACAAUUACGUUCCUGUGUGGCCCGUCCAGCUGGAGGAAAACACUGGCUUCUCCAAGCAAGAUCUGGUCUCUUGUGCUUUAACGCUCUACAUCAAAUGUUUUGGUCAAGAUGUGCCCAAAGACUACAGACACGUGUCAUUAACUGGAGUCAAGCAAAGGUUUGAGGAUGAUUCGUAUCAGCAGAUCAGCAAAGACACGGUGAUGGGCUUUAAGGAGCUGUGUCAUGUGCUGGAGGUGCCGGAGGUGGAGCCGCAGGUGGAGGUGUCCAGUACCAGUGGUCAGAUCACAGAGAUGCACACCUUCCUGUCUUCACCCACCAGCAGCAGCAAGAGGAGGAGAGCCGACAGCAUGCAGGCCCACCGAGGUGCUUUUGUGGCCACACCCACUGCAGAGUUGUCCAAUCAGGAGGAGACCCUGCUGGGAGACUUUCUGGAUUGGAGCCUGGACACUUCCUGUUCUGGAUACGAGGGAGACCGUGAGAGCGAGGGAGAGAAGGAUGGAGAAAUCUCCACAAUGGAGGUGCAGAUGGAGCUGCCGCUGGAUUGCGCUGACAGACAGACGCACUGCUGCCUGUUAUCAAGCGACGACACCAGUCUGUGUGAAGAAGACGAGCAGGAGCCUCCAACCGGCGGUAGCAAACCCUGGACACGCCAUCUUUCCUCUUCCUCCACCUCCUCCUCAUCCUCCUCCUGCGGCUUUUGCACAGACCGCCACAGCUCCGGCUACUCCUCCAUUCAGAGUUUCCCCAGUCCAACAGGGUCCUCCGCUCUGGUUUCCCCACAGAAUCCACCUGGUGUUCCUUCGCAAAGGAUUCGCCGUCAGGUCAAGAGGAAAAACACGGCAGCUCACAGCGCGGGAGAAGCAGAACAAGAGGACGACGCAGCAAACCUAGCCUUUCUGAGCUUCUGAUCGACAGGAAGCUUGAACGCAUCACUUCCUGGCUGCCCGCCAGGAGCACUUUGGAUCAACGGGUGCUGAUGGUCUCAAAAAGCGCCAUUUCAGAGCUUUAAACACAAGAUAAGUACAAAGGUCAUGUUUUUUCUUUCCCAUAAUGCAUUUCACUUCAGCUCCUGAUGGCAGGAGCGCGUUUGCUGUUGACAAGCAGCGCGAUUUAAUGCCUUGAAUGUGUUCGAAUCACUGGAACUUGUGGGGGUUUUUUUAAGUCUUGUGUACGGUGUGUUGCGUCUGUGGAAGUAUUUAAAGCCCAGACUGUUUACAGUUUCUCCCGAAUGCUUUGUCUGCAAUAUUUUUAACUAACGCACGCAGUUCAUGAAGUUUCAUAACAAUUAAUGCACUGUCAGAAAACAAAACUGGUUUGUUUACACACUCUUUUGUAUUCAUCUUGAACUGGACUGAAGCGCUUCAGUGUUUUUAAGUAUUUGCGCAUACUUUUGGCGUUCGUCACGAAAUUCUGCCAGAGUUCGUGUUGUUGACUCUUUCAUACUGUUUUCUUCCGGAUACCACUGAUGUUUAUUUGACCUCUGAGGCCUGUAGAUGUACAGGGCUUUCCUAAUUGACGCACAGCUAACCGCUGAUGAAUGUGAUCGUUUGACAUGCUUUGUCGUAAUGACCUCGAGAGAGACACCGAGCACUUUUUUUUGUGUAUCAUCCCAUGCUGGAAACUGAUGCUUCGUCUCUGUUUUAUCUUUAAUAUGCUUGAACAAUCAACCAUAUGUAUGUAUCUGUGUGAGGUUAUGACACUAAAAGCAUUAAGUUAUUAUUGUCAGGUCUUGUUGGUACUGUAUGUCGAACGUCACUAAAGGAUUGCGACUGUAAAUAAUUCUUACUCCGUGUUUAUAUUUGUAAAUAUAUAAAUGUAUGAAGCUGUGAAAGGCCAUGGGAACUUGAAAAAAGAGAAAAAGAUGCUUGUUUUAUCCUGAAAACAACAAUUAAACCAUGCAGUAGUUA
Messenger RNA from Danio rerio (zebrafish), 3415 nucleotides. It is a transcript of the gene ccnf, whose product is annotated as cyclin F. Gene Ontology annotation, cellular component: centriole; perinuclear region of cytoplasm; nucleus. Gene Ontology annotation, biological process: negative regulation of centrosome duplication. NCBI's taxonomy places the organism in Eukaryota, Metazoa, Chordata, Actinopteri, Cypriniformes, Danionidae. The record is from RefSeq and is marked provisional.